Molecule: messenger RNA, 1848 nt
Organism: Helianthus annuus (common sunflower)
Lineage: Eukaryota; Viridiplantae; Streptophyta; Magnoliopsida; Asterales; Asteraceae
Product: lysM domain receptor-like kinase 4
Exons: 1
Coding region: 1-1848 (615 amino acids)
Biological process (GO): protein phosphorylation
Molecular function (GO): protein kinase activity; ATP binding
Source: RefSeq, a predicted model, not a curated record
AUGAAUCUCUUCCAUUUCAUAUUCAUGUUGGUUGUGUUUUUCACCAUCGAGUCCCAUGGUCAACAAAUGUAUUCAGGAAACAGCGUUAUGGACUGUGACAACAACGAUGAAACCGGCCCAUCCCCGGCCUUUCUCUACGCUUGCAACAGCGUAAAAUUGUCAUGUCCUGCCUUCCUAAUGUUCAGAACCCAACCUCUAUACGACACGGUUAUGACCAUCUCAAAGCUCAUGUCAACUGACCAUGUGGGUCUAGCCCGGAUCAACAACAUCACCGAUUUCCACAAAAUCUUGCCACUAAACAAAGAGCUCAUCAUCCCGGUUACUUGUUCUUGUUUAGGUAAGUACUAUCAAGCUAACACCACUUUUGUUAUCCCCACAGAUUAUGACACUUACUUUACCAUUGCAAACUACACAUACCAAGGUCUAACCACUUGUAACUCACUUAUGAGAAACAAUAUUUACAACCAAUACGACUUGCACGCCGGUCAGAACCUUCAAGUGCCACUUAGAUGUGCAUGUCCAACGGUUAGUCAAACCGAUGUGGGGGCUAGAUAUCUCUUAACAUACUUGAUCACAUUGAAAGAUACAAUCAAAAAGAUUAGUAAAAGGUUUAAGGUAAGCAUUCAAGAUUUAGCUUUAGCAAACGGGUUUUCUUCUGAUAAUGAAAAUGAUAUUUUUCCAUUCACAACUCUUCUUGUUCCACUUGCUAAUGAACCUUUGAGUUCCAUGACAAGAACACUUGGUCAAAAGCACAAUCUGUCCAAAAAAUUCAUACUAAUCGGGACCCUAGCAGGUAGUUUUUCGGCUAUUCUAUUCGGUUUGUGUAUCGGAUAUUUUCUUUGGAGAAGAAACCGAAAGAAUAGUGAUAAAAAGGUAAUAAAAUGGGUGUUACCUAAAGAUAUUCAACUUGGUAUUGCAAGUGUUGACCAAAAUUUAAAAGUCUACAGAUUUGAGGAGUUAGAGGAGGCUAGUGAUGGUUUUAGCCUGCUAAACAGAUUGAGUGCUUCAGUUUAUAAAGGCAGUUUGAAGGGGAAGAGGGUGGUCAUAAAAAAAAUGGGUGCAAAUGCAAAUAAAGAGGUGAAAAUUUUACAGAAAUUUAAUCAUUUUAAUCUCAUAGGACUUUAUGGAGUUUGUGAACAUGAUAAAGCUUGUUAUCUUGUUUAUGAAUUCAUGGAAAACGGUUGUUUGAAAGAGUGGCUUCAAGAUAAGACUUCCCAAGAAACUCAAACUUGGACGAAUCGAAUUCGGAUCGGUCUAGAUGUUGCUAAGGGUUUGCAGUAUCUACACAACUUUGCAAGUCCAGCAUAUGUUCAUAAGGACAUAAACAGUAGUAAUAUUCUACUGAGUAAAGAUCUAAGAGCCAAGAUUUCAAAGUUUGGUCUUGCAAGGUCAACGGAGAAAGGCCAAAAUGGUAACUCAUCCAUAAAAUGUCCUAUUGAGUCAAAGGGUUACAAUGCACCAGAGUACAUAGAAUCUGGAACUGUGACAACAAAGACUGAUGUUUAUGCAUUUGGAGUUGUUCUUUUGGAACUGAUUACAGGAAGGAAAGUUGUGAGUGAGAAUGAUGAUGGGGAAGAAGUUAUGUUGGCUGAACAAGUUAUUGCAUGUAUGGUUGAUGAAAAGCAUGCAAAAGAUAAGGUAAAUUACCUUAUUGACCCUCGUUUGAAAGCUAGACACCCCCUAGGGUUUGUCAUAGAUCAUGGUGAGCUCGCCUUGCGUCUGGUGAAACUAAGUGUAGCUUGUUUGGAACCCGAACCGUCACGAAGGUUAUGCGUGAAUGAGAUAGUAUCCACACUCAUGAUGAUUCAAAUGGAUGCACAAAGCUCUGAUACCAUGUUUGAAGUUUAA